Perkinsus marinus ATCC 50983 is the source of this 1139-nucleotide messenger RNA. RefSeq lists its product as hypothetical. The transcript has a single exon. The coding region runs from base 32 to 754 and encodes 240 amino acids. NCBI's taxonomy places the organism in Eukaryota, Perkinsozoa, Perkinsida, Perkinsidae. The record is from RefSeq and is a predicted model, not a curated record.
CUGCAGCAUCCUUACCAACCUUAUCCCCAAAAUGUUCGCUACUAAUCUCAUCCUGGUUCAAUCCCUUAUGGUAUGUAUCGGUGUAUAUGCGUGGGUUUUACCUACUAUCGCUAUGGACCCACCUAAUUGUUUUAAAGACUCAACAAGCCGCCGUUAUAAACUGGGUCCAUGUUACUACGUUCGGGGGAAUGGUACUCUGGUUAACGCUGGGGCGAUCCUAGUGACCCCGGUCGUAGCCUCGGGUAGGCCGUUCUGGGCCAACUUUGAGCUGUUUGUCAUGCUCUCGAAAGGAUCCUCAGUUCCGACUGGUGUCGGCAUAUAUACCCAAGGAGGAAGCCUUUACACGGUUAACCUUCCCAGUAAGAUUACGGUGGAAACAGGCUUCUAUGCCGACAGUAACUUUCAACUAGGUGGAAAGAAAACGUCGGAUGGAUUCAGGUUGGACUUUCCCGUGUUCAUCAAGGCUACGGUUAAGGUCCCUUACAUUGGAACACUUGUUCUCCCUUUGGUAAAGCAGAACGGAUUCGCUAUUGUGAGUGACAAGGGCGAACCACAUCAUCUAAUCGCCAGGGCUAUAACUACAGGCAGUGAUGGUGGCUUAACGGCUAGCAUAUCGAUGAACUUCGAGAUAGGUUCAGUAAAUCUUCUCCAUUGGCGUUACAGUAGCUUCAUGAACAUAAACAUUUCUGGUAGAAAGGAUGGUUUCAGCUUCACUUAUGUUAAAAAAGUACCCCUUAUAUCCAAGAGUCUAUAAUGAUCACUCGGGCGUCUAAAUGUCAUUAAGGAGCUUCUUCGUUCUCGCUCCCCUUUACGUAAUCCGCAGAGUCUCUGAUCGUGAAUUUGACUUGAUUUUGUCUAUUGAUUUCCGGCCUAAUAUCUUUCUAAGUCUGAUUCACCGUUAGUAGCAAAGUAGUAAUUUUUUGAGGUUUAUCAGCUUUGUAGGUCCGGUAAUCACAACAACAUUCUGUCUUAUCAAGAUACUCGACAGUCAUCCGGGAUUACUCAUCUUUUACUAUCUGUAUUAUGUUAGUUGUUGCUACGUAUUUAGUAGUACGUAGAUCAGUUGGUGGAAUAGGUUAUCUUUCCCUUUUGGAACAAAAGUUAUGACCCCCCUCAUUGUUUUCGUCAUUAUCACUUCA